Molecule: messenger RNA, 2489 nt
Organism: Magallana angulata
Lineage: Eukaryota; Metazoa; Mollusca; Bivalvia; Ostreida; Ostreidae
Exons: 5
Coding region: 96-2489 (797 amino acids)
Source: RefSeq, a predicted model, not a curated record
UCAUCUCCGAAAUUCAAAGCUAUCCCUCAAACAAACCAAUCAAUUGGUCAAGGCUAGCCAAAAAAUAUGACGUUAAGUGCCAAGGGAAGCAACCCAUGAAUGGAGGUCAAGUUCUAAUGAACUACGCAAAAACUCAAGGAGUUAAUGUCAACACAUUCAAUCCAGCAAAAAGAGUCAGUGGGCGAGACUAUUUAAGAAGAGUGAGAAGAUCCAAAAUCAAAAUUGGAAAAAGUAGAAUUUUUAUUCCCUCAUCACGAUCCGCUAAAAAAAUCAAGAGCAUAAUUAAAAUGAAACUUAAGACACAAGAAAUCAACAUUGGAGAAAAAAUAGCACCAAAAUUGUCAAAAAUCAACAAAAUUGACACAAAUGGAAAAUUAACCACUACGGAAACACUUGUUUAUGGAAGAAAAAUUCCACUGACAACAAUAGUACAGGAGGAGAUUGAACGCUUCAGGGCAGCUGGCAUUUUGCAAAGCCAAAACCGACCGGCAUACACUUCAGCCCCAAAGGAAAAUGACAGUAGUGAUGAAGAGAACAGCUUUUACCUAAAACUCUGGCAUGACCACUCCGACAUUCUAAACAGUUCCUAUGUUAACUUCAUGGUGUCUUUUUUAUACAACACCAACAACUUCCUUACAGAUAAAGAAUACAAAGAAAAGUUCCCAGAAAAUCUCCCAAUGGAUGUACAAACCUUUGUGGAAAGACCCAAGCUUUACAUUUUUGGAAAAUCAGGAAGUUCGGACAAGGAACAGCUAUCAUACACAAAGACCAGACUGCAAGACCUCAUGUCCUUCAAAGAUACAGAUAUCAAAGUGAAGCUGCGAGUAUUUACAGGCGAUAACCCUGCUCGUCAGUUUGAGGGUGGGCAGCAAAGGGGAGGAAAUUUUAGUUGUCUUUGUGGAGUGAACGUGAAGGAACAUAGCAACCUCGUUCAUUGCUAUAGAAACCAAUUCCUGUCCUUAGAAGAGCGAAGGAGACUAAUCAUCAAAGGAGAUCUUUGGAAAAAGCUGGAAACGGGAGAAACUAAUCCAUUUCAGAAACUGAAAAAGGAUGAACUCAUCACUGAACUAGAACACCAUGAGAUUUGGGUGGACAAUGAGAAGAAAGCUGAACUCACGGACAAGCUAUCAACAAAACUUCAUGGAAUUUGCAGACCAGCUGCACUGAUGUGUGACGACCCAACGAAAAGUGCAAAUGACAUCAGCAUCCAAGAUUAUGAAGUACUCUUCUGUGAACCUUUGCAUGACAUAACCAAUGUGGUCCAGAAUAUCAUUGCAGAGCUUCCCUUUCAUGUCCCUAAAGAAAUUCAAAAAGAAUUUGAGCAGUUCUCAAACACUACCAUUGGAGAUAAAAACCAAAUCAAGGGAUCUGACGCACGUCUAUAUGCAAUAAAGCUAGCAAAAUUUAUCAGUACAAAAUAUGAAGAAAACAAAAUCCAUGAAGAUUUCCUAUUCCUUGUAAACAGCUUAGUUGAAAUCAUUCAAAUAUCAUAUUCCAAUUUCAAAAACAGAAACCCGAGACAGAUCCUGAGACUAUAUAACCAAUGUUUUAAAUUUGCAACACUAUCAAAACUCAUCUUUGGAAAACCAGCAAAACUAACAGCUCGAAAAUUUUUUGGAAGCCAUUAUCAUCGGAUAACUGUCCAUCUCCCGGAAACUUACAGAAUAUUUUGUUUGAAGUCAAUCAUACCGGAACAAGAAGAAAGAAGCUUUGGGGAUCUGCGGCGUCUUUCCCUACAAACAACCAACAGACACGCAGAAUAUGUGGUGGACAAUGCUGUUCUACGAUUUACAAUUCAACAACAAAUUAACUCAAAACCGGACACUCUAAAAAAACAAAACUCGAUGAUCAGCCAUCAAUCCAAGCUCCUCGAGAAACGUGGCAACACCAUUUUCUCAAAUGAAUUUGUUAAAAAAAAUCCAGUUCUGUUUCAAGCCCAUCUGGAAAGGAUCUCGGACUUCAUGUUGGCAGGAAAAGAUGUAUGGUGGUCAUGGGUAGAAGGCGGCAUUGAAUUCUAUGAUGGUGAGGAUGAGCCUUGCAGGAGACAGGAAGGUCCACGAAUUCACAACUUUACCUCCUUCAAUCUGCACAGAGAAACAUCCUUUUUGGCCUCUGUUUGGAAAACAUGUGUUGACAAAUUUGCAGAAGGUCUCCUCAAACUCCCCAUCAAGAGAAUCAAGGUCUACAAUGAAAAGGAAGCAAAAUUCAUAUAUCCACCAAAUGACACGACUGAUCCUUGCGCCAACAUGGUGACAGAACAGGACCCUUUUUGCAGACAAGGGGAGGACUCGGAGUCGUUGAGUCAGGUAACCUACAAUUUUAAUGUUAAAUUUAAAAAAAAGGUGAAGAAUGAUGCAGGAAAAUGUUUCCAGCAUUACCAGGACAAUGCUGUAGAGACACAUCCCAAUAAUGACAAUAAAGGCUAUGGGGCAGAGGCUUGCCCCCAUGAUGCUCAGGAAGAGGAUGGUCACAAAACAGCACUCAACUAA